AAUAGCGGGUUAAUUAGUCCACUCAGACAUUUGUUUGUGUUACAUCUGAAUGUAUUAUUUCCAAGGGACUGUUGUCCUGUUAGUUUUAACUUUAAUUUCUCUCUUGGCAUUGCAAGCGCACAUUCCCAGCUCGUGUGAGGGUUAGAUCGCCCGGGUAGAGCAGGUCAGCUUGCAGCCGGGGUACCGGAGCGGCAGUAAUGAAAGCAGAUGGCGGAAUUCUUAGCGGGGCUGCAAAAAAAAAAUCUCUCACAACCGUCCCCAAUUUGUCUUCAGUGCUUUUCACAUGUUGCUCCAUGUGAUGCGGGCAAUUAAUGCACGCCUUGUCAUGAAUGAAAGAUAGGUGGCCACACCUUCACACACGGACCUCCAAAAAUCCAUGAUCAAUUAAAGAAAUGCCAUGCAGAUUAGCUUUGUAAGGACCUAACUCCACUCGUUCAGAAAUUUUAACUGAGCUCCCACAGAAAAAGAAACUUGUCCGAACAGUUUCCAUUUCGUUUGCAAAGAGGUCUCAGUUGAACAUGGACUCAGUAAUUGAAAGACGGAAAAAUCGGGAUUAUGCGUUUUAUGAUUUUCUGCAAAUAAAUAUAUAAAUAAACAAAUAACUAGACAGCCAGCGCAGGACACUAUGAUGUCGUACAUGAGAACCCUGCUCGUGUUCGCCGUCCUGUGCGCUCCAACGUCCAGCCUCUGCUUCAGGCUCUACGAGAGCGAGUCGAACUUCCUGUGUAACAACGAGAUUCUCUCCGGAGCCAAGAAGAGCCAGCUCCCGAGCGAUUCGUUACCGGACGAGCUGGGCUUCCUCUCCCUGCCCGAGGACGACCUGUCCUCCGCGGAAACGCGCGAGAAAAGGACAUUCCCUGCCUCCAGAUACAAGUACCUCUCCCAGACGCAGCUGAGGGGGAAGAUGUACCAGAACAGCGCGAAGAGUGACCGACGGAGCAAGUUCACCCUCUCCCUCGACGUCCCCACCAACAUCAUGAACAUUCUCUUCAACAUCGCCAAAGCUAAGAACCUGCGCGCCAAAGCUGCUGACAACGCGCGUUUAAUGGCUCAGAUUGGCAAAAAGUAAAGACUUCUCUCUUUGCGUGCGGAGUAUUUUUUAUUGUCGAUCAAUUAAAUAAUUUCCAUUCGUUUGAAUCUAC
Messenger RNA from Megalops cyprinoides (Indo-Pacific tarpon), 1142 nucleotides. It is a transcript of the gene ucn3l, whose product is annotated as urocortin 3, like. The coding region runs from base 626 to 1069 and encodes 147 amino acids. Gene Ontology annotation, molecular function: corticotropin-releasing hormone receptor 2 binding; hormone activity. The record is from RefSeq and is a predicted model, not a curated record. Lineage: Eukaryota; Metazoa; Chordata; Actinopteri; Elopiformes; Megalopidae. Gene Ontology annotation, biological process: digestion; hormone-mediated signaling pathway; adenylate cyclase-activating G protein-coupled receptor signaling pathway. Gene Ontology annotation, cellular component: extracellular region. The transcript is spliced from 2 exons.